UUUGUACAUAACCUCGAGAUAAAACCCACAUUUUCGCCUCGAGGAAAUCGGCUCAUCCCCGCAGUGUCUGUGGCUCGUCCCCGUUUGGUUCUUCAACGGUCCGGGCUUGGUCCGAGACGAGGCUCGAGCUCAUCCUGAUCACAUGUUUAUUUCGUCUCUUGUCAUUUAUUGUUUCCACUUCUCUUAGCAUAAUCAACAUUCAUCUUUGUUCUGGCCUUUUUGGCCCUUAGAUGCUUAAAUAAGUUGCGGCUGCACUUACUUGUGUCAGGACUGAUUCAAUGGCGACCACAGAAGAGCAGGACACUCUCCGACUUCUUGUUCAGCAUGUCGCUCGAGGCUUUUACGAACCGAAAUACUCGAUUAUCAUGGAUCAACUUGCGCGCCAUCCAGUUCUCAAAGAUGAUGACCUUGCUGGAAGGAUGGGUUGGCAGCCGAAGGAGUUGAAUAAGGUCAUUGCAGUGCUAGCAAACGACUGUCUGGUCAAGAUUUAUCGGCAGAACGAACUGAAGGAAGGCGCACAGCGCGCUGUCAGCAAACAAUACUACUAUAUCGACUAUACUUAUUUUUGUAAUGUGGUCAAAUGGCGUAUCGCAAAGAUGCGACACAAGAUUGAUUCUAAUUUGCGUAAUGAACUUGACAAUAAAGGUUAUAUUUGUCCUCAAUGCAAAGCGACGUACACACCCCUCGAUGUUGACAAGCUGAUGGACUUUGCUCGAGGUUGUUUUGUGUGCGAAAUAUGCCAAUGUGAAGUGGUGGACAACGAGAAUCCAGAGACGGUGCAGGGGGGCAAGGAUCGCAUGUCUCGCUUCAAUCACCAAAUGCGUUUCAUACGUGUUGGUCUACAGAAGAGUGAAGCAAUGGUGCUUCCCCCAUUUGAUGUAGCAGCUUGGGUCAAAGCAAAUCUCGCGGGUGGAGAUGAUAAAAACUCUGACUCGCCUGGUGCGGGCCUUAAAAUUGCUGGAUCGGAUCCGAACAGGCCAGAGGACGAGGGCGUUGGUGUCGUUAUCGCAUCAGAUAAGGACGAAGCCACAAGAAAGAUGGAGCGGGAUGCUCAGGCUGAGCUCAAGAGACAACAGAAUGCUCUUCCCUCGUGGCACUUGAAGAGUACAAUCUCUGGUGAUCUAACUGCGCUGGGUAUCAAGGAAAGCGCUCGAGCCGAAGCCGCUGUUGUCAAUGGCGUCGGUUCAACUUCAAAUGACGAGGUUUUGCGUGGGUUGGGUGUAGUAGGAAUGAAACCUUCUCAAAGCACAACGGCCUUGGUCGUUGAAACGAAACGAGAAUCCAAGCCUGUUACCAAUCCUGAUGCAGAUUACUAUGAGCAGUAUUAUGCAUCUCUCGCUGCUUCUGCCGUCGCUUCUGCUCAGGCUACCCCGUCUGGUAGUGUACCCGGAAGCUUAGAUCUCGAUGAUUUUGGAGAAGAUGAGGAAGACAGAAAACCUUCAUUGGAGUAUCUCAACUCCUUGAAUGAUUACCGCAAGCGAUCUCGAUCGCAGGAGAACGAAGGUUUCUCCGGCAGGAACAAGAUUGCCAAGACGGAGAGCUUUACAAACGGCGAACAUGUGAAUGUUGAAAUUGGGAUCCAGGGCGAAGCAAUCCCUAAGGCAGAUCCUAUGGUCUAUGUGAACGGAAAUCCAGUCGCGUUUUCCAAGGUCACAGAAGAAGAUCACGAGUUGAUGACCCCGGAAGAGUAUACGGCUUAUUUCGAGGUAAUGCAGUCUUUGGAGGAAUAGGUUGUACAAUGUCCUUGUCAAUAUAUAUAUAUCAAUCAUGUAACACUGUGUGCAUGUUCUUUGAGCUUA
Molecule: messenger RNA, 1799 nt
Organism: Lentinula edodes (shiitake mushroom)
Lineage: Eukaryota; Fungi; Basidiomycota; Agaricomycetes; Agaricales; Omphalotaceae
Product: TFIIE alpha subunit-domain-containing protein
Exons: 7
Coding region: 279-1730 (483 amino acids)
Biological process (GO): transcription initiation at RNA polymerase II promoter; transcription open complex formation at RNA polymerase II promoter
Cellular component (GO): transcription factor TFIIE complex
Source: RefSeq, a predicted model, not a curated record